AUGAAUAAAGAUAAAGUUAUUAAAAUAAAUGAUAAUGCUGAUAAAAGCAAUUUAAAUAAUUCAGAAUAUAAAAAAAAAAAUGCUAGUGUAAGCAAGUUAAAUGAUAUCAGUAAUAAUAAUAAUGUAAAUAUAAAAGAAGGUAAAGAGAAUAAUAGGAAAAACUUAAAAAAUUGUGAAAAUGAUUUGUCGAUAAAAAGUAAAAAUUUUGAUAAUAAACUUUUGCAAAACAACGUAAGAAAAAAAAUUGAAGAAAAUAAAGUUAAAAAGGAUCAAGAUCAUAGACCAAAAGAUAAUAAUGGAGAUUAUAUAAAUAAUUGCGAAAAUAUUGAUAAAAAGAGGAACUAUGAAAAUAAUUAUGAAAAUAAUUCGAAAACAAAUAAUAAAAGUAAAUAUAAACAAAAUAAUAAUUAUGAUGAAAAAUAUGAAAAGGAAAAAGAAAUAGAGAAACAGAAAUAUAAAGAGAAUAUAACAAUUAAAAAAAAGUUGCAUCGAGAUAAAAAUGAUAUAUAUGAGAAAGAUUAUGAAAAUGAAAAAGAUCGAAAUUGUAAAUACAAGGUACAUAAAAAAGAAAUGAAAGAUGAAAGAGAAAAAAAAGAUGGAAGGAAAAAUUAUGAUAAAAAUUAUGAAAAGGUUAAAAAUUGUGAAAAAGAUGAAAAAUGUGAUAAAGACAAAUGCGAAAAAAAAAUUCCAGAUAAAAAGAAAGAAAAAGAUGAAUAUGUAUGUAAUGUAAAUUCUAAAAAAGAUAAAGCAAUAACAGAAAGAAAAAUAUCUAAUGAUAAAUAUGAUAAUAACAAAAAAGAAAAAGUUUAUGAUAAAGAAAAAUAUGAUAAUAAAAACAAUAAAUCAAAAAAAGUUAAAAAUGAAAAUGAUAAAAUUAGAGAGAAUAAAAAUUAUUCAGAAAUGAAUGAUAACAAAAAAAAUAAGUAUGAACAAAUAGGAAAACAUAGUAAUGAAAGAGAAAAAAAUGAAAAAAAAAGAAAUAAAAAAGAUUAUUAUGAUGAUGAAGGAAAAUAUAAAGAUAAAGACUACUACAGGGACAAAUAUAAUGCUAGACAUAAAAAAAGUAGUUCAUGCAACAAACAGAACAAGAAAAAAGAUGAUUUUAAAAAAUAUGAAAAGGGUGAUUAUAAUAAACAUGAAAAAGAUUAUUACAAAAAAUAUGAAAAAGGUGAUUAUAAAAAAUAUGAAAAAAGUUCUAAAAAAUAUGAAAAAGACGAGUUACAUAUAAGAAAAGAUAAUUAUGGAGAACAUGAUAAGAUGAUAAACAAAAAAAAUAAAAUAUAUGAUAUAGAUAGGUACAAUGAAUAUGAAAAGAAUCCUAAGGAAAACGAAAUUUAUAAUGGUAAAAGGAAACAUGAUUCCACAGAAAAGGAAAAAAGCAAUUUCAGAAAAAAAAUUCAUUUAGAAGAUCUAAAACAUUCUGAUUCCUCAAAUAACAAAGAGAACAAAAAAAAUUCAGAAGAUAAAUCUAAGAAUGAAAAUCGUUUAAAAUCAACAAAAAAUAAUAAUGAUAUAAAUAAAAUGGUAAAGGAAAAUGAAGAAUAUAAAUUAAAUAAUUCUAAAAAUUAUCAUGAAAAUAAUUAUAAUAAUCAUGAAUAUGGUAGUAAUAAGUUAAAGAAAAUUAGUAUAGAGAAUGAAACUAAAAAAAAGAAAGAAGAUGAAAAAGAAAAGGAAAGAGAAAACAUAAGUAAUGAAGUUAAGGAAAAGCAAAAUUUUAAUCCAUCUGGUUUAUUGGCAAAAGAUAAAAAUUACAAAAAUGGAGUUGAAUUAAAAUAUACUGAAAGUGUUGAUGCUGAAAUUCCAGAUAAAAAAUGGCGUCUUUAUAUGUUCAAAGAUUGUAAUAACAAUGAGCCUCAAAAAAUAUUACAUAUACAUGAAAAAUCUUGUUAUUUAAUUGGAAAGGAAGAUUUAGUUGUAGAUAUAAAAUUAAAUAAUAUUAGUAUAUCAAAACAACAUGCAGUUAUACAGUUUAAAAGACAUGAAAAUAAAAUUUUACCUUUUCUUGUCGAUCUGAAUAGUACAAAUGGAUCAUAUUUAAACAAUGAACAGAUAGAGCCAAAUAAAUUUUAUGAGUUGAGAGAAACGGAUAUUUUAAGAUUUGGAAGUUCAGUUCGUGAAUUUGUAUUACUUCAUGAUACUUGUCAUAUCAAUUAA
Messenger RNA from Plasmodium relictum, 2154 nucleotides. RefSeq names its product fork head domain protein, putative. Gene Ontology annotation, molecular function: protein binding; mRNA binding. Gene Ontology annotation, cellular component: nucleus. The record is from RefSeq and is a predicted model, not a curated record. Bases 1 to 2154 code for a protein of 717 amino acids. The transcript is spliced from 3 exons. Lineage: Eukaryota; Apicomplexa; Aconoidasida; Haemosporida; Plasmodiidae.